Ylistrum balloti is the source of this 798-nucleotide messenger RNA. Its product is annotated as transcription factor HES-2-like. Lineage: Eukaryota; Metazoa; Mollusca; Bivalvia; Pectinida; Pectinidae. Gene Ontology annotation, cellular component: nucleus. The record is from RefSeq and is a predicted model, not a curated record. Gene Ontology annotation, biological process: regulation of neurogenesis; regulation of transcription by RNA polymerase II; anterior/posterior pattern specification. The coding region runs from base 1 to 798 and encodes 265 amino acids. Gene Ontology annotation, molecular function: RNA polymerase II cis-regulatory region sequence-specific DNA binding; protein dimerization activity; DNA-binding transcription factor activity, RNA polymerase II-specific. The transcript has 4 exons.
AUGCAUCCUGAGAUCGAACGAGCUUCUACCCCUUUGGUAGCUAGAAAACGUCAGUCCAACAAGCCACUGACAGAAAGAAAACGUCGGGAGAAGAUCAACAAUUUCCUCAGUCAACUUAAAACCCUCAUUCUCCAAAAAACAGACAGGCAGGAGAAUGAACACUGCAGACUGGAGAAAGCCGACAUCCUGGAAAUGACUGUGCAGUAUCUACAAAAUGAUACCACUUCAGGAACUUCCAAGACAUUGGACUACACAACAGGGUUUACUCGCUGUCAAGAGGAGGUUUUCCGACUUCUCAACCAGGAUGUAACUGUUAGUAGUGAUGUUAAGAUGAGGUUGUUCUGUCACCUGUCCAGGUUCCAGAAUGUUUCAUCCCAUCAGGCGCCAGCCUACAGUGUAGACCAGUCCCCAGCCAACCUUGUCAGUGAAUAUACCUGUCCAGUCAUGUCCAGCUACAGCACACCUGGUCAUUCCAUGUACACAACUGACCUUCACAGAUCUGUCUCUGGUCAUCAGUGGUCACCUGGUCAGACCUCAGCUGUUUCCAGUCCAACCCUUGACCAGUCUUCCAUCGACCCUGCCUCCUCCCUACCAAUGUGCACUCCAAAUGGAUUCAACAUGUCCAGCAUGGAAUGGUUCAGAGGAUAUUCCGAAUGGAAUCACUCUAGUCCAGAUGCCAAUUCUGUCAGUCCAGACCUGAGUACAGCAGGAGUGUCCGAGAUUUCUAGAAUCACUUCCCAGGACAGUGUAUCUAUGACCAGUGACAGUUCCAGCUCAUCCAUGUGGAGACCGUGGUGA